Molecule: messenger RNA, 4800 nt
Organism: Linum trigynum
Lineage: Eukaryota; Viridiplantae; Streptophyta; Magnoliopsida; Malpighiales; Linaceae
Source: the annotation of a GenBank genome assembly
CAGACACAAGUUCAUUUAAGAGUGGUGACCACCUCCUCGCUACUAUAGAAUAAUUUGGUUGUAAGUUUAGUCCUCGAGGUGUAGCUGUGGGUAUUGAUUCUAGUUCCCUAUGAAAAUUCAGUGCUUAUGUGAAACUUUCUUGAUAAUUGCAAUUGCUUGUUGUAAAAUUGUUUCUUGCCAGUGCUUGUCAUUUGGCUUAGAGGCACAACAUUAUUUAAGUUCUCAAGACAGCUGUAUGAUGCAUUAAAUUUGAAACCUAAAGUAUAUUAGCUUGUAAGUGAAAUUAUUGUUGGUUUGUCUGUGUUCAGGUUUUAAUUCAGUUUUUCGCCUCUUUCCGUCAUGUUUUUCCUUGUACAAUUUUUUAGUAGUUAGUCUCUUGAAUUCUUGUGAUCUUUGCAGGGGGUAGCUCAAAAACUUCGAUGAUACUCAAUCUUGUCCAAAUGCUGCAAACUUGUCGGAGACAAUGGCAUCACUUAAUUUCUGUGCUAGAGCGUGAAAUUCUGUACCAAGUCUUGGAAAUCAAGAUACUAUCGAGAAGUGGAAAGAUUCUGUGAGUUCUUAUUUGUUAUGUGUACCACUCAUGUAAAAUAUUCCGUGUCUCAUAUCCCUUCAAUGCAUGGUUGAUCUUCGGACCAGAUGUUCUUCUUGAAGAAUGAUGGAAUGAUUUAAGAUAUGUACCUAGAUAUAGAUGACAAGUUAAAAUAAUUAUUGGGAACCCUGAAAAGAUGUUGAAAUAAUGAAUUUCCAACCGAGAUCCAACAAAGUGAUUCUACCCUUUAAGGAUUGCAGGUUUGUACAUCAGCAACAUCGUUUUGUAUCUCAAGUGUAUAGAUUUCAUAUUUACAUUGGAAAUAUAUAGUAUUAUAUCUGCAUGGUAAAGUUUUUAAGAAAAAAGUAAAAACAUGAAUAAGUUCAUUAGUCAACAUAAUGGGUCAGUCAGGUUCUUUGACUGUCCUGAGUUUUCUGCUGUGUUAUCCCCGAAUUCGGUGGAGGUAUAACUGAAAUAGUGUGAUGGCUGAAGUAUUCGGAUCUUAUAACUUACUGCUUCUGAGGCUUUUGUUGAUAAAGAAUUCUGAGUUUCAUUUGGAAUUCACUCUUUAAGAUUUCUCAAAGUGGCGAUGGCUUAGAUUCUUCUUCUGUUACCAAGAAACUUGAGGAAGAACUCAAAAAGCUUGAUGCACUUAUAGAGGUAAGCUUGUAAAAACUGAUAUCCAGUGACAAAAUUACUUCUGGUGAUGGAUUUGAACUCAUAACAAUACUGUUAACUGCUAAACUGGGCCUAGUGGAUAGCUUUUGCUUUAUGGGAUUAAUCAGUCAAUUUAUGCAACUCUUCCCUCCUUUCUUGAAUCAAUCACAACCACGUACGUGGAAGAGCAGUGGUGAAUGGCUAUACCUGUUUUUAUGGCGUUAGAUAUGUCUGCACAAGUUCCUACCCUCGGUCAUUGCAUGUUUUAGUUGCACUACCAGUGAAGCUUUGGUCAAUGCAAAACUUCUGGAUUUACUACGACUUGAUUGAAGUUUAAAUCUUCAGAAUCUUUUCUAAUAAAUUCUUAUCUUCUGUGCAGAAGUUGCAUGAAGAGAAUGAGAAGCUAUUUGAUAGAAGCCUCAUUAAGUGCAUCUCCGCAGGUGAUUGUUAUUUUCUGUUUCCCUAAUGGCCGAUGGAGUGUACAAUUUAUUUCCCCAUCAUUUUCUUGGGACGCAUAUGAAACAUGCAUAUCAUGUUUUAUGUGUCAGUGUGUUGAGUGCUUCUUCUGCUGCCAUCAUAUCUUUGCUACUCCCCUUGUUGUUUCACCGACAUCAGUUUUGCUACCGUAUUCUAAGGGUUCAAGGAUAUUGGUUGGAUUUUGUUACCUUUUACAACAGAUCAAGGUUUCUGGAUAUGUAUGUUAGAGCAGUUAUUAUGGAGCUUAUUCUUAGGGAUCAGCUUGUGGUUUUGGCUGCAAAUGUCUCAUAGAUACCAUUGUCUCUUACAAAUUGUUUUUUAUUUGAGAUCUAGAUGUUGAUGUUGCUUCUACAAUCAAUCCUAUCUUCUCUCAUAAUGGUGUAAUCCAAUCAGUAAAUGGCUUGGAUAAAGUUUGGGCAUUCUUUCAGGACUUCUUGAAUGUGCAUCUGGUACAUACUGGCGGGCAUGUUUCUCAAACAAUAAGCUCAAUCUUGUUAUUGUUAAGUAGUGAAAUUUGUUAUUUAUUUCAGGUUGUGCUUCUCCAACCUCUGGCAUGCUGCAUGUGUGUAAUGUAGUUUACUGUUAGCGUGAUUUCAGAAGCAUUGUUGGUCCUAAUGUUUUGAUUGAUUAAGUGACCUGUCUUUUGUUUACAUAUAUCUGUGGUGCACUUUCUCAGGAAUGAUAGUAACGAAGGACAGUCCACAUAUACUGUUCCUUUACCUUGGCUACUGCCAACUUGAUGGAACAGUUGCUUUGGCUAAAUCUAGCUCAGAGAUGGCCAAGACAACUACAGCAGUAGCAUAUCUCACAGCUUCUCUAAAUGACUUUGAUCCUGAACAACAAGACAGCGGUGCUGCAAUUUCAUAUGGAGCUAACAAGCUUCUAAUGUUGGUAUGCCGACUGAUAAUACAACACUUCCUUCAAGUUUGCUCCAGCCAACACUCUUUACUGUUAUGCACCUCAAUUUUUAUGUGUUGAAGUGCUUGCAUUCUUUGCAAGUACAGUAGUUAUUCCUUGAUUCAUUGAAAAGAGUAUCAAAGUGAUAAAGUAUAGGUCCAAUAAAGUCCUAGAUUGUCAUCUAUGAGUAAUAAUUUUCAUCUAAAGCAAUUUACGUUAUGUAUGUUUUAUUCACCCAUGUCUUAUUUGAUGUGAAAACUGGAGUCAACGGGUAUGAGUAUUCCUCGAGUUCUUUUGUUCUUGUGGAUGUUAAUGUUCAUUCUGAUUCUUGGGCCAGGUGCUCUGGGGAAAGCCCUUAUAUGAUUUCCAAAGUCUAUUCAUUAUGUUUGCAGGCCCUGAACUCAUUACUAAGCAUAUACAGCUUAUCAUGAAGACACUAAUGAUGCUAUCUGCUAAUUUUUGCAGGUUCUGGCUGCUGUUAUUAAAGCUGGUGCUUGAAGGGAGCAUGAAAUACUUGCUGAAAUCCGAGAUGCUGUUUUCGCCUUUAUCCGCAAUAUGGAGCCAAAAAGAGUGAUGGACAGACAACAUGCUUGUUUCUCGUGUUUGCAUUUCGUACAUAAGAUCUUUACUUGCAAGAUCACCAGAACUGCAAUCAAUGAAGGUUUAUGUUUGCUCAUCUUUUUCGGUUUAUUGUUUUGCCAAUUAUGAUAUUUUUCAUCUGAUUUCAUAAUUUCUUAUUCCUCACCACCUGCAGGUAUCUCCUGUAUAGUGCUUUCUGGAAAGGGUGAAUACUGGAAGAAGCAGAAGUUCAAGACGUGGCAGUAGUCCUAUAAGAUCUCUUGUACGUUAUGCAGAGGAGCAGAUCCAGGGGUUUAAAGUGAAUAUCAAGCCAGAAGUCCAAGUUGUCAUCUGUUGUGUGGAGGAUGCGAGGGAUUGAUCAGGUAAGGCUGUGGCCUGUGGCCUGUGGUGCAUGGUACUGAUUGCUUCUGUAUUGUUCCAGUGGCUUUGGAAAAAUGUUGGAUCUUUGAGAGCGACUAUUUGGAGAACUGCUGUGCCUCUACCUUUGAACUCUGCCUUUUGUUGCCAAGCAGAAAAUACAUAACUUGUCUUUGCUUGUCUGGAUUUUCAUUUUUCUUUCCGUCGUUACUUACAGUCUCAUAACCCAAUUCAAUAAUUUUUCGAUGCGGAACAUGAGAUGCCUGAUGUUUUCUUCAUGUUGCACUUGAACUGUUAUCUCCAGUAUAGGAUCCAUGGAGGCAGCAAAUUUCAGGUGGAUAACUGAGGGAACUCCAGGAGUAAGGAACUUGCUGCCGUCUUUGUGCAUACUCCAGCUGGUGAGCUGAAGCGUCAGAUCAGGUCAUGGCCGGAACACGAGUGGUCAAUUGAAGCUCCUUUCUACAGCAGUUAUGGAUGGUUGGAUGGUGGGACUUGGAGCGGCAAUGCAUCCUAGUACAGAUGCACUCGGGCAGCUUCUAUCGGAGUAUGCUAAGCGGGUCUACACUUCCCAGUUGCAGCAUUUCAAGGAUAUUGCUGGAACCUUGGAAACGGAAGAAGCAGAAGACACAACUCAAGUAGCUAAAUUGCGAUCAGCAUUGGAGUCCAUUGAUCAUAAAGAAGAAAGAUUUUGCCGCAAAUGAAAAGUGAUGCUGGGCUUCUAGCAUUAGCGAGUAAUGCACCUAUUCACAAUCCUUCAACUGCGGCUGAGGAUGCUCGAUUAGCUUCUCUGAUUUCGCUUGAUGGCAUGCUGAAGCAAGUCAAGGUGGACCUCUCACAAUGCUAUUUGCUGGCAUAUUUUCACUAUAUGCUUGUGUGAAUGUAGCAAGUUUGGAUACAACAACUGACCACCAUGGUUACUUUCAUGGGAUAUAUUGCGACAGUCAUCUGUUAACACCUUGAAUAAAAGUAAGAAGAAAGCGUUGCUAUCUUCUCUCGAUGAACUUGGGGAACGCAUGCCAUCUCUUCUCGAGAUCGUUGAUCCAUGUGCACUAAGGCAAAUUGCAGAUGCUCGCAGCUCUGUCGAGGUAUUUCGUUUUUCAUUUCUCACUUGGCCUCACCUUGAGUAAUGAAAAACUGUUCCGGAUGAUCCACAUUUUUAAUCUCUGCAAAAUGACAACGUUGACAAAUAACGGUCUUUUGUCAGAAACAAAUAAUUUGCAGCUUUUGGUUAAUUCGCUUUAUUUGUCGGUUUUGUUAAUUGGGGGAUUAUUUGGGAAUUUGGGCAAUAAACCGGGAGUCGAUUG